AUGCCAGCCAGUAUACCAUCUGUUAGUAUGCUCAAGGACACCAUUGUCCUCGACAUUGAUAAUCUUGAUCCCAAUUGGAACACAUACUGUUGUCAUAUUGACAUCAAAUCUCCUGGUCUCAAGAAAGUUGUUUUUCGCUUGAAAGCACCUGUGAUCAAGACUGAGGAGGAUGCUGAAAAGGAGGGACUCCAGAGCAUGGUCAAGGUCGAGGAUGGUGAUGUUACACUCAUGCCUAAGGAGCCUGGCAUGAAGGGGAAAUCCAAACUGAGACCUGGAAAACCCAACUGCCCCUUGGCAUUAUCUUGCAAGAACAUGAAGACCUGGAGAGAGGCAUACUCUCUUGUUGUCCCUUCCAUUGCAUUUAUCUUGUAG
This is a messenger RNA of Suillus subaureus, 372 nucleotides long. RefSeq lists its product as uncharacterized. The record is from RefSeq and is a predicted model, not a curated record. The transcript is spliced from 4 exons. NCBI's taxonomy places the organism in Eukaryota, Fungi, Basidiomycota, Agaricomycetes, Boletales, Suillaceae. The coding region runs from base 1 to 372 and encodes 123 amino acids.